Molecule: messenger RNA, 1155 nt
Organism: Wyeomyia smithii (pitcher-plant mosquito)
Lineage: Eukaryota; Metazoa; Arthropoda; Insecta; Diptera; Culicidae
Gene: loj
Product: transmembrane emp24 domain-containing protein 5
Exons: 3
Coding region: 147-866 (239 amino acids)
Biological process (GO): endoplasmic reticulum to Golgi vesicle-mediated transport; intracellular protein transport; Golgi organization
Cellular component (GO): Golgi apparatus; COPII-coated ER to Golgi transport vesicle; endoplasmic reticulum-Golgi intermediate compartment
Source: RefSeq, a predicted model, not a curated record
UCUUGUCAUGUCAACUUCUUUCAACGUACCUAAAGAGGUGAAAGGAGCAAUAGUUGAACACGGCCAAAUACAGUUUAGUCUAGACUCAGGUUUGUCGGGAAUUCGGCUGCAGUAAUAGUGCUAGUGUAGAGAGACUGCUGCAAAAUAUGCUUGUUAUCAAAUCCUUUACGUGGCAUUUGGUGGCGAGUUUGAUUUUCGGUUUUCUUGGGAGCUAUCUAGUGGGCACAGAUGAAACCGCACAGGAAACACGGCCAUGGUAUGAAACACUGCCAGCUGUCGCCAUGGAUUACAAAGUGCACAUCGAUGCUGGUAAGGAGGAUUGUUACUUUCAAUACGUGCAACCGGGCAGCACAUUCUACGUCAGCUUUCAGGUAAUCAGAGGAGGCGAUGGAAUGGCCGGUUUUGCUGUUCGUAAUCCUCGGGGGGAAAUAGUUCAUCCAUACCAGUGGCAAGCGUCCAGUGAUUUCACCGACGGUUCCUCAAUGGGAGGCUACUAUGCCGUGUGUAUCGACAAUCAAUUUGCCAAAUUCGCCAGUAAGCUGGUCAAUCUUUACCUGACUGUCAUUCGGUACGACGAGUGGGAGAAGUACACCAAGGAGAUUGAAGAUCUGAAUGUCAACAUGAAUAAUUUCACGAACACCAUUUCGACGGUGGAACGGAAUUUGAACGCCAUGUUCCAGUAUCAGGCAUACUCGAGGAACACGGAGGCACGUGACUAUGCAUUGAUCAUUGACAAUAACUCAUAUGUGCUGCACUGGUCCAUCCUGCAGAUUGUGGUCAUCAUACUAACCACGUCAAUUCAGGUUUAUUUCGUGCGAAAAUUGUUCGACAUUAAAACGGGGACUAACAGCAAAAUGCGAAUCUAAUUGGAGUGGCAGUUGGAGGAUCGCAGCGUUCAUUGUAUCAUUCCAUCUGUGUGACUGAGGGAAUCGCCGACCGUUUUACAACAGCUGUCGUUUGUAGAGACGGCUUAACCGGCCUGCAUACCCGCCGCAAUUUGUUUGGUUUUCUAGUGGAAAAUCAAAUUUCCGAAAACUGUUUGCACAAUUAGAAGAUACUUCUAUCCAUUUUAGUAUUCUUUGCUAAAAGUAAUGCAUUUCAUUCAUCGUUUCAUCUUUACUCAUUGUUUAUUUUUAAUAAAUGAAUAGUUUUGUA